AUGUACGGUGGGGACAUAUGGGAGGGAGAGAGCGUGGUGCAGUACCAAGAUAAUGAAGUGUUUGAUCCAGUGUUCGAUCCAGUGUUCAAUCCAGUGUUCGAUCCAGUGUUCGAUCCAGUGUUCGCUCUAGUGUUCGCUCCAGUGUUCGCUCCUGUGUUCGCUCCAGUGUUCGCUCCAGUGUUCGCUCCAGUGUUCGCUCCAGUGUUCGCUCCAGUGUUCGCUCCUGUGUUCGAUCCAGUGUUCGAUCCAGUGUUCGAUCCAGUGUUCGCUCUAGUGUUCGCUCCAGUGUUCACUCCUGUGUUCGCUCCUGUGUUUGCUCCAGUGUUCGCUACUGUGUUCGCUCCAGUGUUCGCUCCUGUGUUCGCUCCUGUGUUCGCUCCUGUGUUCGAUCCAGUGUUCGCUCCUGUGUUUGCUCAUGUGUUCGCUCCUGUGUUCGCUCCUGUGUUCGCUCCUGUAUUCGCUCCAGUGUUCGCUCCAGUGUUCGCUCCAGUGUUCGCUCCAGUGUUCGCUCCAGUGUUCGCUCCAGUGUUCGCUCCAGUGUUCGCUCCUGUGUUCGCUCCAGUGUUCGCUCCAGUGUUCGCUCCAGUGUUCACUCCUGUGUUCGCUCCAGUGUUCGCUCCAGUGUUCGCUCCAGUGUUCGCUCCAGUGUUCGCUCCAGUGUUCGCUCCUGUGUUCACUCCAGUGUUCGAUCCAGUGUUCGAUCCAGUGUUCGCUCUAGUGUUCGCUCCUGUGUUCGCUCCAGUGUUCACUCCUGUGUUCGCUCCUGUGUUCGCUCCUGUGUUCGCUCCAGUGUUCACUCCUGUGUUCGCUCCUGUAUUCGCUCAUGUGUUCGCUCCAGUGUUCGCUCCUGUGUUCGCUCCAGUGUUCACUCCAGUGUUCACUCCUGUGUUCGCUCCUGUGUUCGCUCCUGUGUUCGCUCCAGUGUUCGCUCCUGUGUUCGCUCCUGUGUUCGCUCCAGUGUUCGCUCCAGUGUUCGCUCCAGUGUUCGCUCCAGUGUUCGCUCCAGUGUUCGCUCCUGUGUUCACUCCUGUGUUCACUCCUGUGUUCACUCCUGUGUUCACUCCUGUGUUCACUCCUGUGUUCACUCCUGUGUUCACUCCUGUGUUCACUCCUGUGUUCACUCCUGUGUUCACUCCUGUGUUCACUCCUGUGUUCACUCCUGUGUUCGUGUUCGCUCCUGUGUUCGCUCCAGUGUUCACUCCUGUGUUCGCUCCUGUAUUCGCUCAUGUGUUCGCUCCAGUGUUCGCUCCUGUGUUCGCUCCAGUGUUCACUCCAGUGUUCGCUCCUGUGUUCGCUCCUGUGUUCGCUCCAGUGUUCGCUCCAGUGUUCGCUCCUGUGUUCGCUCCUGUGUUCGCUCCAGUGUUCGCUCCUGUGUUCGCUCCAGUGUUCGCUCCAGUGUUCGCUCCAGUGUUCGCUCCUGUGUUCGCUCCAGUGUUCGCUCCAGUGUUCACUCCUGUGUUCGCUCCUGUGUUCGCUCCAGUGUUCGCUCCAGUGUUCGCUCCAGUGUUCGCUCCAGUGUUCGCUCCAGUGUUCGCUCCAGUGUUCGCUCCUGUGUUCGCUCCUGUGUUCGCUCCUGUGUUCGCUCCUGUGUUCGCUCCUGUGUUCGCUCCUGUGUUCGCUCCAGUGUUCCCUCCUGUGUUCGCUCCAGUGUUCACUCCUGUGUUCGCUCCUGUGUUCGCUCCUGUGUUCGCUCCAGUGUUCGCUCCAGUGUUCGCUCCAGUGUUCGCUCCAGUGUUCGCUCCAGUGUUCGCUCCAGUGUUCACUCCAGUGUUCACUCCAGUGUACACUCCAGUGUACACUCCAGUGUUCGCUCCAGUGUUCGCUCCAGUGUUCACUCCAAUGUUCACUCUAGUGUACACUCCAGUGUUCGCUCCAGUGUUUGCUCCAGUGUUCGCUCCAGUGUUCACUCCAAUGUUCACUCCAGUGUUCGCUCCAGUGUUCGCUCCAGUGUUCACUCCAAUGUUCACUCCAGUGUUCGCUCCAGUGUUCGCUCCAGUGUUCGCUACAGUGUUCGCUCCAGCUCCUUUUCAAAAGCAGUUACGAGUCCAGAGAUGA
Molecule: messenger RNA, 2055 nt
Organism: Procambarus clarkii (red swamp crayfish)
Lineage: Eukaryota; Metazoa; Arthropoda; Malacostraca; Decapoda; Cambaridae
Source: RefSeq, a predicted model, not a curated record